Messenger RNA from Tachyglossus aculeatus (Australian echidna), 1523 nucleotides. RefSeq names its product tumor suppressor candidate 3 (gene TUSC3). The coding region runs from base 1 to 1161 and encodes 386 amino acids. The transcript has 11 exons. Gene Ontology annotation, cellular component: oligosaccharyltransferase complex. The record is from RefSeq and is a predicted model, not a curated record. Lineage: Eukaryota; Metazoa; Chordata; Mammalia; Monotremata; Tachyglossidae.
AUGCGCGGCGGGCGGGAAGGGGGCGGGGCGGGGCUCCCGGCGGGGGGGGCGGAGUCGGGGAAGAAGCCUCGUGGGCGGCCGGCGGGGAUGGCCGUGGCCGUGGCCGUGGCCCCGCCCGCCGCGGGGCCCCGACACCGACACCGACAACCGCACCGCCGCCGCCUCCUCCUCCUCCUGCUCCUCCUGCUGCCGCUGCUGCUGCUGCUCCCGGCCCCGCUCGGCGGACAGCGCGCCGGGGGACAGAAGAAGAAGGAGAACCUGUUAGCCGAAAAAGUGGAGCAGCUGAUGGAGUGGAGCGCACGACGCUCCGUCAUCCGCAUGAACGGAGACAAGUUCCGAAGGUUCCUGAAGGCCCCGCCCCGCAACUAUUCCGUCAUCGUCAUGUUCACCGCGCUGCAGCCUCAGAGACAGUGCUCGGUUUGCAGGCAAGCGAACGAAGAGUACCAGGUGCUGGCAAACUCGUGGCGUUAUUCGUCCGCCUUUUCCAACAAGCUGUUCUUCACGAUAGUGGACUACGACGAGGGGGCUGAUGUUUUCCAACAGCUGAACAUGAAUUCCGCUCCCACCUUCAUGCAUUUCCCCCCAAAAGGCAAGCCCAAGAGAGCCGACACCUUCGACUUGCAGCGGAUCGGCUUUGCGGCGGAGCAGAUGGCCAAGUGGAUCGCCGACAGAACAGACGUCCACAUCCGAGUCUUUCGCCCCCCUAACUACUCCGGCACUAUUGCCCUGGCCCUCCUCGUGUCCCUCGUUGGCGGUUUGCUCUACUUGAGGAGGAACAACUUGGAGUUCGUCUACAACAAGACGGGUUGGGCCAUGGCCGCUCUGUGUGUGGUGUUCGCCAUGACUUCGGGCCAAAUGUGGAAUCACAUCCGCGGACCCCCCUACGCCCAUAAGAACCCCCAGAAUGGACAAGUGAGUUACAUACACGGGAGCAGUCAGGCCCAGUUUGUGGCAGAAUCUCACAUUAUCCUGCUGCUGAAUGCUGCUAUCACCAUGGGGAUGGUUCUCCUAAACGAAGCCGCAACCUCCAAAGGGGAUGUUGGAAAAAGGCGAAUCAUUUGCCUGGUGGGACUUGGACUCGUGGUGUUCUUCUUUAGUUUUCUACUGUCAAUAUUCCGCUCAAAAUACCACGGCUACCCUUACAGCUUCUUAAUUAAAUGAAGGCAAGAGGGAUUUGCAUGCGAAAGAUGUUUUCCCCGAAGAUAAACCGUUCCCGAUCCCAUCUCCUCACGAACGUCGUAUUUAUUUAUCCCCAACCCCCAAAUUGUUCCAACUGGUGAUUGCGAGAUGUUCAGGAUGGCUCGUUAAAUAACUGGGAGUUUUCUUGAAACGGUGGAAACCGUUCACAGUUUAAUUUAUAGCCAUUCAUAGAAUUUUAGAUGUGUAGAUUUUUUAAAAGUCUGUAUGGAGGAGCAUUAGUUCAUUACAGUCUACUCAGUUGUGUACGACUUGAACUGCAAUAUCGUCAUGAAUUCACUUUAUGAGCUGGAUAAAGGAAACCAAAUGCUAGUAAGAGAAACUAA